AUGAAGAACAACGUGUUCAAAGUCACGGCCGGGAACAAGUUCCAGUCCGUCAUCGUCUUUCUCCGCGGCCAGCUCGGGAUCAAGCAGAGUGACGCGCUAUUCACGUACAUCAACGGAGCGUUCGCUCCAACACCCGACGACACGGUCGGGAGCCUGUACAAGUGUUUCGGGACCGAGGGGCAUCUGAUCGUCAACUACUCGCUUGGGGAUAGGAAUCACAGUCAAACACAGGACAGAAUACCCCGCAUUUCAUCCAGAUUGUAG
Trichosporon asahii var. asahii CBS 2479 is the source of this 264-nucleotide messenger RNA. RefSeq lists its product as uncharacterized. Gene Ontology annotation, biological process: C-terminal protein lipidation; autophagosome assembly; autophagy of mitochondrion. The record is from RefSeq and is a predicted model, not a curated record. Bases 1 to 264 code for a protein of 87 amino acids. The transcript is spliced from 3 exons. Gene Ontology annotation, cellular component: cytoplasm; phagophore assembly site membrane; Atg12-Atg5-Atg16 complex. Lineage: Eukaryota; Fungi; Basidiomycota; Tremellomycetes; Trichosporonales; Trichosporonaceae.